UUGAGCUUUUGUAAACAGCAGAACGCGUCAGUUGAGACUUAAGUUUAUUUCACAAAACGGUAGUUAAGCAGAUAACUUAAGCCAUAAAUGAACACUUUUUAGGACAAGAGAUGAAGUAAGGAACAUUCGUACUGUACAACUUUUCCUUUUGGUUUUAUUUUCGCAGCUUUACUCAGACAAUACAUAUAUGCGAAUGGCCCGUUUCGUGUUUGCCUCGCUGAAUCAGAUGGUUACCUUUGCGGAACGCGAUUGGAUGAACGUCAUCGAUCAUGAGGACCGGCAGCACUUCUCGAUUGGUGCGCUUGCUGAAAGGCGUGGCUUCGAUGCUCACACAUUGGUGCGUUUGCUGGAAGGCGUGGUUUGUGGCCGUGCAACCCGGAAAAAGAAGGGCAGUGCAUGCUGCAGUGUGCCGCAGUCUUAAAAUGGCUGGAGCUGGAGGUGACAAGCCCCUCGCCGAGGCCGGCCCGAGCCCUUUAUCUCGCGUGCUGAGAAUCAGUCAGCUGGACGCUUUUGAACUGGAUGGCGCCCUGGAACAUCUCAUUUGGUCACAGUUCUCCCGGUGUUUCCAGCAUUUUAAGCCGGGCCUCUUGACCCCCGCGGAGCCGGAGCUCAAAGCCCUCCUCCAGCUCCUCCUGUGGAGGUUCACGGUCUACUCCAACAGCGCCACCGUGGGACAGGCUCUGCUAAACAUCCGCUACCGGAACGCGCUGAUCCCUGGCCAGAGGUACAGGCCCAUGAGCCGGCAGCAGAAGCUGUGGUUUGCCUUGCUGACGGUGGGCGGGAAGUGGCUGAGGGAGCGCUCCCACAGCCUGUUACUCCUGGGCCGGCCUGCGGACACCGGCGUCCGAAAAGCUCGUGGGACUUUGGCCUUGAUUGGCGGCCUGGCCAAAGCGGCCAGCUUGUUCAAUUUCUUGCUGUUCCUCCAGAGCGGCACCUUCCCUGCCCUGACGGAGAGGCUGCUGGGGGUGCAGCCUGUCUUCAGCCGACCCCAGGGACCCAGGGACAUCAACUUCCAGUAUAUGAACCGUGAGCUGCUUUGGCACGGCUUUGCAGAGUUCCUCAUCUUCUUGCUGCCACUGGUCAACACGUGGAAGCUGAAGGCUAACGUUUCUGCACUCUUCUCCCUGUCGGAUAAGACAAAAGGUGGCACGGCCGCAGAAACGUCCAGCCAAAUGGAGUGUGCCGUUUGCGGAGAAUGGCCCACCAUGCCCCAUUCCAUCGGCUGCAGCCACGUCUUCUGCUACUACUGCGUCAAAAGCCACACCAUGGCCGACAUCUUCUUCACAUGUCCCAAAUGCAGCGCAGAACUGGUGACCGUACAGCCAGUCAAACUCCAGAUAGAACUGACUGAAAUGCAUCCGAGCUGACUUCCAUAACAUGCUCAUGCUACAAACAGAAGUGAUUGAUUUGGCUUUUUUGGAGCCUGUCAGCAGUACAAAUGCGAAUUUCUGUUUGAACACUGGGGUUUAUCACAGAGAUUGGCUGAUGAAAGAAUGUGGCUCGUGCCUUUGCUGAAAUGAGAGUAUUUGUUGCCAUGAAAUAUGCAAGAUUUUGUACAAAGACCGACUAGAGACAAACUUAAUGAUGUUUAAAUCUAAAUCAACAUUAUUCGUGUCGCUAAUUAAUUCCUCCUCAUGAAACUUUGAUGGAGAGCAGGGUAUCAGAUGUUCACUGUUCUGCAUUCUUGGAUAGAGCGCAGUGCAAUGAAUAAACAUCAAAACAACCCACUGCUCAAACUGCCUGCACGUUCCAAUUCCCCCCAUCCCUUAUGAAGUGCAAAAUUUGCACAAGAUCAAGGAGAGGCCAUGAUAGCAAUGGUGGGGCGGUGGAGGCGAGUGAGUGGGUGCAGAUUGACAGACAUCCUAUCCUAAUCUCCUUGGCCCUUCUUAAGACGGCAGUAAACUGUAACAAACCCUAGUAGGACCGUGCAAGUUUUAGGCAUAUUAUGCGCUAAUCCUAAUAAUAACCGCAAAGAUGGUUAUUUAUUCUGGCGUUAACCUUCUCCAAUGAGCCAUGCCUCAGGCAAAAUGCACCCAAGUGGGCUCAGGCCUACUGGAAAGUCCCACCUUUUUUUGAUCGCAUGGCCUUAAUUGCUGAUUGUGGAGGCAAUCAAUCACGACUCCAGGCUGUGAUGGGCCCCUUGGUUUGCUUGGGUGUUUUUCUGCAUCUUUGUAAUCGCUUUGCUGAAGUUUUUUCGACAAAGAGAAUGUGCAGCUGGGAAUAUGCAGGCCUGAGCUGUCCUCAUAUGGCUUUAGCUCAUGUUUAUCAAUGGCCAAAUAGGGCUGUGAUUUCUGACUAAUUUUGAUAUUUGCAAAAAUGAUAAUUUAUCAAAAUGCACAGAAAUGGUAAACUGGUGCAAAAACAAAAUUUAGCAAUUCAUGGAGGUGUGCAUUUAAAAACAUGCCUUAUUAUUCAGAAGUGGACAACAGAAAUAUUGUGAUUGAGUAACAGAGGCUGCCCUUUCAGAAGAGCUAAUAAGCUAAUGCGGCCGCAGUGGACAAUAAUGUCUCGUCAUCUCUUACACAGUUUCUCCUCCGCAGUGGAUGAUGUGCCAUGUUAGUAUCGAGGUAGCACUGAAAACAAAAAUCUUGUUUUUGUUUGUUUGAAGGUACCAAACCAAACUAACUUUUCCUUGCCUUUUACAAUGAGAGUUUCAUGUAGUAUGUAAAUUUUGUCAAAGUAUGUAAAUAUUGUCAAAUGCACCCUUCACUCCUCAGUCCAUACAGUCCUUUUAUGGAAACUAAGCUGCAAAAACAGUCCAUUUGUGAUUGUUUGUGAUGUUAUGAAAAGCGGCAUAUUUACAUAGCCACCUAUUCAGUUUACAACAGUUAAGCAGCGUCCUUUUGCACUGAAGUUAUACGAAGUGUUUCAGCCCAGACUGCUUUUAAACAAGGCACAAUGCAAGGCACUCAAUCAGAACAGAGACUAUUUACAUAUGAGUCUUAAAGGCACAAUAACAAAAGCAGUGUUUAAUUCUGUAAAGCAAUAAAGAAAUGCUGGAAACAGUCAUGAAAAAAUUAUUUAUGGCUUUUUCAUGUAACCACACAAAUGUUAUAAGUACACCUCGGGUGAAAAAAUAAAAAUGUUGGAAAUGGGCCCUUUAAAUGUUUUUGGUUCUAGCUAAUGUCAGCUGGAGUAGUUAGCCUUGUUACAUCUGCACAAUUUCUACCAUUUGAAACAUGUCCUUAACAAUGGUCAUGGUUACGUUUUGUUGUAGCAAAAUGUAAGAUACCCAGUUUUAUACAUGAGCAAAAUUGUUGUACUUUACAGCUUAAUCAAACCUUAACAGCAGUUCACUGGAUUGUUGGCUUGUCUAUUUUCUGCUUUAUUUUCUGUGAUAUAACAAUGAAUACCCGAAUAGAGUAGCACCUGAAAUGGUUAACAGAAUUAACACCCCUAGGCAGAAUAUUCUAGUACACCUAGCAAUGUAGUCACACUGUAGGGCCCCUAGCAAUAUAAUCAGACUGUAUGACACCAGCAAAAUAAUUACAGUGUAGGACAACUAGCUAUAGUCAUAAUGUAGGAUAUCUAGCAGUGUAGUCACAGUGUAGGACACCUAGGAAUAUAGUCACACUGUAGGACACCUAGCAAUAUAGUCACAGAAUAGGAC
Molecule: messenger RNA, 3610 nt
Organism: Colossoma macropomum (tambaqui)
Lineage: Eukaryota; Metazoa; Chordata; Actinopteri; Characiformes; Serrasalmidae
Gene: pex2
Product: peroxisomal biogenesis factor 2
Exons: 2
Coding region: 270-1367 (365 amino acids)
Biological process (GO): protein import into peroxisome matrix
Cellular component (GO): peroxisomal membrane
Molecular function (GO): zinc ion binding
Source: RefSeq, a predicted model, not a curated record